UAUGGACAAUCUAUGGACGUGAUUUGACAAAUUAUUUUCAAAAACCGCUAUUGUUGAUGAAGUGUGUACUGUAUAAAAUACAAGCAGAUUUUAAUUACUUCCCAAAAAUUACAAAGUUAAUUAGAAAUCUACAAUCAUUUAACUAACUCAAUUUUACUAUCUACAAUGAGUUUCGGAUUGCCGUCUUUGAAGGUCAAGCCAGAACAGGCAAGUGAGUGCAAAAUACGAGAUGGUCCAUACGGGAUUCCCAACCCCUUUGUCGAAGGGUUAUCUGCAGCAAAACCCAAAUUACGCGUGUCACAUCCGUUGGAGGCCUCAGAACGCAACUACUACCUUAAUGAAGAAAAAAUGAAUAUGGCAAUGUUGCGCAACAUACAAGGACUCCAUGCUCCACUAAAACUGACAAUGGAAAGGAAGUUUGCAAAAAAGAUUGGUCGCCUGCCAUUCCUACCUAGUUCCAACUUGCAGCAUGAAGUGCUUACUGGUCGUGACUUGGACAUUGGCUUUGAAGACAUCCUCAACAUCCCAGACAUGUGUGAAACAGCGGGUCAGCCACAUGCUGUUGUAGAAAGAACGCUUGGUUUACUGUAAAAGCUAAUGUAUGUCCCUGCGGCUAAUUAUAACCUUUUUAAAUGUAUACAUUUAAUAUUAAAUUGAUUAAAAAAAGUU
Messenger RNA from Papilio xuthus (Asian swallowtail), 669 nucleotides. The record is from RefSeq and is a predicted model, not a curated record. NCBI's taxonomy places the organism in Eukaryota, Metazoa, Arthropoda, Insecta, Lepidoptera, Papilionidae.